GUCUGGACACCCAUCGUGUCCUCUGCCUCGCACGCUCUUUUGUUCUGUGUGUUUCUCGCGUUUCCUUACCGCGCGGGGUACGCGUAUGUUGGUGAGUUGCCGAUUAGCUGCUUGUCACCCCUGCCUACCGAUUUCUGCGCCUGCUGCCAGGCAACGACGAACGACAGUAAAUGGAUGUAAUUUCGUGUGUUCUGCUGGGAAGAUCCGUGUUUGAGAGUCACAAAGAGCUGCCUCGGAGUGCAUAAGCCUCCAUAACCCUUUUCUUAAAAAACAAAGUCACAAGCGGCACAAGGCGACCGACUCUCCAUUGCCUGGUCUUUUCCGUGUCGAGUGCAGCGCCUCUUUUUCUCUGUUUAAACUGCUGUGCGUUUUUGCGGAUUUCAGACUUCCGUACUUUCUCCAUUUUCUCGUUGUUUCCCUGGGGAAUCGAACUCGGAACAAAAAGUGAGUCGCUCUGAGGACUGGGGUGAGAAUCUUGACUUCAAAAUUUCCUUUUCGUCUGGAACCCUUUGCUGUCGAGGGGGGCUGUCUUCACUUGCCACACCUGUCUACCUCGCCGUGUUCACGCGUCUUCCCGUUAGCUUCCACGCUUUUCCCCGUAUCUGGCCUCUUUCUUUUCGCGCCUCUGCUUUUUUCGUUCCAAUUUCUCCCCUUUGAAAACUGUUUCUGCGGGACACUGCAGACUCUUCGCUGUCUGCACAUUUCAUCGCUCCGGCCAACCACCAGGUCUCGGGCAGUCUUGCUUGGCACGCAGCACACGGAUUCUUUUUUCCUUCGAUUCUCAAAUGUGUUUUUUCUUUUGAUCGCUACCCACUGAGACUUUUGAAAAAGAUGCGCCCUUUGUACUCUCCAACGUUUCGGCGCUGAAUGCGAACGAGCCGAACUCGCUAACAGCCACGCAUCAGCCGCCUCUCUCACCUCGAGACCCCCGCGUGUGUUGUUACCUAUGUUCCCAUAUAUAUAUAUACAUAUAUAUACAUACGCAGAUAUACAUAUUUACCAUCCAAUGUGUGUUUCCACAUAAAUAAGUUUUUGUGCGUGGAUGCCGCAUGCGUAGUCUCUCUGGAGAGGAGAACCUGUUAGUUUCUACGCGAGCGUCCAAAGGCUCACGCGCAGCCGAGGCGAAAGCUCUCUUGGUCGUCUUUCUGCGUGUUUCCCAGCGUGUCCCGGUUUCCGCUUUCCUUGUCACAGAUCGUAUUGAACUCGGUGGAUGUCCACCGCGUGUAGGCGGCCUCGAUUCACUCGCGAUUCGUUUUUCCCCACUGAGAGCUGCUCACUGCAUUUGUCGUUCGUUCCUUCUUUCCUUGGCUGCGGACUUUCUACAUGACUCAGAACCACAAGUAGGCUCUUUGCUGUUCCUCUUCACCUUAACAGAUCCGAAGAAAUUGAUUUCAGGCUGCACACACGAUUUAACACCCGUGGCUCUGCGGCUUUUUCUCGGCUUUCCUCGUGCUGCACCCGGGCUCUCUCACGAACUAGCCGCUGCCCAUAAAUACAAGGCGCAAGGUCUGUCUACCCUUCCACCUCCUCGCCUUCUUCCUGCUCGUUCUUCAAACAUGUUGUCUGGACCGUAGGGCGACGCUGCUGCCGUUUGCCCGCAUCUUCGUGUCGGUCGCAAGCAAUCCGUAGCUGUUUGUGUCAGUGCCGGUAAAGGUCUGUGACGUUUGUUCUUGUUUUUCUUGGCGCAUCAUGUGUGGCGUCGCCUGUCGCUGCAUCGCCCCUCUUUCGCUUUCUUAGCGGCCCUGCAAGUUCGACGGAGCGUUGUUUCUUCAGAACUCUCUCCCGUCGUUCGUGUUCGCGGGGAAUCGUGGAAAGCCACAGAGCUCUCCCCCUCCGUGUGCCUUUCCGAAGAGCUCUGGUCUGCCUUUCCCUACACUGUAAAAUUGCUUGUCUGCGCCUCACUCGUCGAGAAACUAUUCUUUUUGUAGUUCCUCCCCGCAGCUGCACUAUGCCGCCAGGGACGACGCAUCGAAGUGGGCCGUCCCGUCGACGGCUGUUUUCUUUUUACGGCUCUUCUGCAGAUUCCGACGCCGGAUUUUCUGCAGAAGCCGACGACACGCUAACUGGAGUGGGUCGAUCGAAACUCGCGUCUUCGUACCAGGCACCUCCGUACUUGUCCUCGUCUCGCCUUUCUUCCUCGCUGUACAUCCCGUCCGCCUAUCUGUCUUCCUCGUUUGCGCCGUCUUCUGCACGAGCAUGCUACUCGAGUUCCAGAGGCGCAGAGUCGCGGCCUGGGCGCCGAGAGCGGGAGACAGAGUCGCGCGCGGCCUCCUCUUCGGACUUUGCCUUCCGGUCGCCCUCGCCGCUGUCUCCACGCUCACCGCUCUCUAAGUCUUCUUCGAAAGAGUCUUUUUCGCACGAUUUUUUCCCGCGCAACUCUUUUCCGCACGCGUCCACGAACGCGGAACAAGGAGAGGCUGCGGACGCCAGGGUGGAGCAGUCGGCAGACGUGGAGCACCUGAAGCGCGUGGUCAGCCGCAUCGAACGGGACGACGCAGCGCAGCGCCAGCAAAUUCGUCAGCAGCAGACGCUGCUGCAGAAGCAGGAGACGCUGCUGCUGCACCAAGAGCGCCAGCUCGUCGAGCGCGAGGAGGAAGUCCAGCGGCUGUCCAGGGAGCUGACGCAACUCAAACUCGAGGUGAAGGAGCGGCAGGUGGUGGCCGAGGAAGCCCGCGCCGGCUGGCUAGACGCCGCGCGCUCUCUCCAGGCCUUCAAGGCGCGCGUCCGCGACGGCGCGGAGACGAGGCGACUCGUGGAGGACCUCCUUGGAGAGGCCAAGCAAAAAGAAAAGAGCCUCGCGGAAAAAAUCGCCUUCCUCGAGAAGCAGUGCGGCCGAAGCCGCGAAGACAUCUCGGACAAGAGGGCAGGCGACACGCCGGAGACAGACCGAGCGGACAACGAAGCGCGGCCUUCCGCAACGGCAGACGCGGACAGGCGGCCCCUCAAAACGGGAGACGACCACGGGCGGGGAUCUACACAUCCCGAGAAGGAGAGCGAAACCGUUCCCCGAGUCCCGUCGGCGCGAGGAGUGGAGAGCACGAGCGUUUUUCUGGGCUUGCUGAAACAGUCGAUGCGCGAGAGGGAGGGAGAUGAAGAAGACGCCGCACACGCACAAAAGCUGAGGCAACUCUUAGCUGAGCAGCCGAGCCUCGCAGACGCGAAAGAGGUCCGGGCCUUCCUCGCUCAAAGUCUCCGCCGCGAAACGCUGCAAGUUCGGUUGUACGUACAGCAGCGUCGUGCGCUGCGAGCUGCAGAGAACGGUUGCGAGGACGACGGAGACCCAGGCUUCGAAGACGAGGAGGUCGCUUGGGUCGAGGAGGCACACGAGAAGCUCCGCGCGCACCACGUCCCCAAAGAAACGCUGUUUCUUCUCUUCUCCUUCGCCUGCGCCUCCACGCUCCACACAGUCAUGCUCACUUGUCUUGAAGAAGGCAACACCCGGUGGCUCUCCCUCCUCAAGGAAGCCGUCGUCGCGCAGUUCCUCCAUCGACGCCUCACCUCCUUCCAAGACGUCUCUCCUCCGUCUUCUUCGUCUGCUUUGUCUUCUUGUUCUUCUGUUGACCUUUCUUGUGUGGGGGGUGGCGACCGAUUUGUGUCGUCGGGGAGGCGCGGGGGAGGUGAGGGCGAAGAAAAGGUCGGAAGGACCGUCGGAGAGGCAGCGUCGUUUCGCGAGGCAUCUGCUGGCACUUCCUUUGCGCGUGGAGACCUAUGCGAUCUCCGUGGCAGCGCCCAUCGGGAGCUGUCUCUGUCGGCUGAGACAGAAGGCGGGGCGCCGCCCCAGGGAGGGGAGAGAGCCUCCGCCGUGACCCUCAGAGGAGUCAGCGGAGAGAAGGAGAAGGAACACCCCGAGGGAAACGAGAAGAAAGAAAAGACAGAAGUGUGCGCUGGAGGACAGCAGAGAUCCGUUGUCGGGCAUGACCCAGAGACAGAUGGGCCUCUCUCGCCCAGCGAGCGGCACCACCCUCUCCUCGUUCUCCUCCGUAGCUCGCGCGGGAACUGGCAAGCGUCUCUGUCUUGGCUCUCUCAAACUCUCCUCGCUGCAGGACCUUCCUUCUUCUCUCUGCACUACUCCAAAGCACAGCCUUCGUCUUUCGCUGCUUCCUCCUCCCCAUCGUCUCCUUCUGCUGAGCAGACCGGGCGAGGAGAGAGAGAGAGAGAGUCUGCGUGGUUGAGUCGCGCAGGACAGUUGAUUGACGAGGACGGGAACAGCGUGUUGCACUGGGCGUGCAGGCGGAGUGCUCCGGAAGUCAUUUCUCGCUUUGGGCUCCUGGCCUUCCCGAGUUUGCCGAUUUUCUCGAAGAACAAAUUUGGGCAGACGCCGGCAGACCUCGUCCCCCCUUUCCUCGCGUCUCCCGCCAAUGCGGAGAAGCUGAGUGACGCCGCGAUUCUGAACGCGCACAAGGCGAUCAAGCUGUGGAGACCGCUCGUCUUCGAAAUCGCGAACAAGGCGAGCGCCUUUUACCGGAAUCACGAAAACGAGGCCGCCUAUUAUACGUACACCGAAGCCUUCAAGCUGCAGUCCUUGCUGCUGGAGACGCACCGCCACCUGGAAAGCAUCGGCCGCCCCACACUUUCGUCAACUAUCUCUCUCGUCGAAAACACUGCCAAGCUCGCGUUCAACAAGGCUCGAAGCGCGCUGAGAUUGCGAAUGUGGCAAGAAGCUGUGCGAUGUGCAGCAGACUGCUCGGCGUUGAUGCCGUCGUACCGCGGCGCUUACGACACUGCAGCAGAGGCCUGCGAGUUGCUGCUCGACUGGGAGGGGGCGCUCGCAGCCAUGACGCAAAUGCAGCAGCGCUGCGGCGCCUCCUUCACUGCCGCAGAUCGUCUGAGAAAGGAACGUUGCGAGGCGCAGUUGAAAGCUUCCGCCUUCCAAGUGCUCGGCGUUGAGAAAGGCGCGUCCGCAGCUCUCAUCAACCGAGCGUUUCGUAAGUGGAGCAUUCGCUUCCAUCCAGACAAGGCGUCAGGCCUCGCUCCCGACCUCCGCGUUCGCAACGAGAACUUUUUCAAGAGGUUGAACGACGCGAGACUGGCGCUGCUCGACCGCGAGCGAUGCGCCAUGCAUCUGCGACUGCCGCACCAGCCGCUGUACGAACACCCGGGAGAAGCAGGCGAGUUUCUUCAGUGUUCGCGAGAGAAAAAAUGUGGACCAACUUUCCGAGAGGACAGCUGCGCCUCUCCCGAGAAAGCUUCUUCCUUCUCUUCUGCCCAGUCUGCUUCUUCUGCUUCUGCCUUCUCUUCUCCUUCUGCUUCUUCACCGUCUGAGGAGAAGAAUUCUUCUGCGUCCGAGAAACCCCGCCCCUUCUUAGGUUCCGCGAGUGUAGAAGCCUUGGAGCAACAGAGAGAGGCACUCUUGAGGUCGCUUGCGAGUUUGGAGAGACAGCGUCGAGGCAUCGAAGAAGAAAUCGCUGAAGAAGAGAGAAGGGAGGCUGCGCGCGGUGACAGCCGGGAGCCGCUUGCGCGUGCAAGGCGCCACCAUCGCGAACAAGAGAUCCAGAAACUGAAAGACAAAGAAGAAUCGAAAAGGCAAACCCUCAGCGACGUCCUCCACGAACUCAAACGGAGACACCAAGAAUCGCAAGGAAAAGAGGCGACACACGAAAAAGGGGACGAAGGAGAACGAGAAAGAGAAGACAACGAAGAAGAGAAAGAAGAAGAGAAGGAAGAAGAGAGAGAAGAUAGGGAAGAAGAGAGAGAAGAUAGGGAAGAAGAGGGAGAAGAGAAGGAAGAAGAGGGAGAAGAGAAGGAAGAAGAGAGAGAAGAGAAGGAAGAGGAGAGAGAAGAGAAGAAAGAGAGUGGACAAGCUGGAGUUUUACCGGAGACGCCAGGUGACCGCACGCAUAGACGCUCCGAUACCAGCAUGAACUCGACUUUGAUCGGAGAAGAGAUGGAUUCCUUUUCGCUCGAGGAGCGAGGAACAGAAAGCGCAGACAGAGCGUUUGUUUCUUCUGCGCGUGCGUUCUCCCAGCUUUCGCCGCGCUCUGCGGGUUCAGGUGCUUUUUCGCGGGUGAGGGAAGCGCCGUCCACUCGGGAAGAUGUAGAAGACGAAAACGACUUUCUGCAGGCAUGUGGAGAAGACGCAGACUGGGGCUACGAGACGGGAUCGGACGACCAGGCGUUUUUUCUGAAUCAGGAAAUGUUUACGUCAGUGGGAGAGCAGCGGGAAGCGACUUCAGACGUGCCAAAGCGGGGGAAAGAGAAAAGGACCGAGACUCACGGGAGGUUCCGCGACCAUACACAAGACGCCUUUUUCGGCGGUUCUUCUCAAUCCGAGGAGACUACGUCGUUACCGACAUUCGAAGACAACCUGCCUUGCACGACCACAAAGACGGGGGAGACAUCGAGCUACUCGUCGUCCUUCUCUUCGCUCUCGGCCUCGCUCGCGCGCGCCAAAGAGGUCUUGUCCAGGACCCGCGCCGCGGCGGCCUCCAGCCCUCUGCCCCAGAAAAAAGGAACUCUUUCCUCUCCGCCUUCCUCACCAAGUAUUUCUCCCUCUCGUCGCCUUCCCAGGCAGACCGCCGGCGCUAGCUUCUUUGCCUCGUCUUCUUCGUUCUCCUCUUCUUCGUGUGGCGGCAGCGAAGGUGUCUCCGAGGUGCGAGUCCCGAGCAGGGGGUCUCCUCAGAAAGCUGUGGGGAUGGAGAACAAGACGGAGACAGCUCGCCGGUUCUUCGCAGCGCCGGAGGAGCUGCUGAGAGAGCGAAGAGGAGAGACUGAGAGGAAGAAGAUGGCGCCGCCUCCGCUGUCGAAGUCUCCGAUUCCUCUCUUGAAAAUCGGCUCGAGCAACUCCGAGAAGAACAAAGGAACGCGAGAAAUCAAGGAACCCAGAGACGCAACGGAGACAGAAGCACACGCAGCAAAAGAGGCGAGGAAAAACUCGCUCUUCAGACCUGUGUCAGCGCCUUCCUCUUCGAGUGAGAAAGGUGAAGGCGAUCGGUCGAGGCGGGAGAGGUGGGCGACGCAGAACCAGAGUUUCUUUUUCUUUCGCGAGACAGACCGUGUCGCAAAGAAGCUGCAGACAUCGGACAGGCCCCAGGGAAGUCGCCUCUCAACGGCGACUGGCGAGCAACGGAGAGAGGUCCUCUCGUCGCCCAAGAACGAACAGAGACACCCCUACGUCGGGGACCCGCAGCCGAGCUCCGAGAGCCGGACCACCGAGAGCAAGGGGAAGAGCGACGCAGAGCGUCCCGAGGAGACAGAAUGCCGAGGAGGGAGAGACGCAGCGUCGACGCGAGCGAGAGACGACGCAGAGGGCAGAGAAGACGCGGAUCUAAAGAAGAGCAGAAAUUUUCUGUUCGAAGAAGAUCCAGACCUCCCUCACAACUCAGGAAAAAAACGCGCAGGCGACAAGUCGCGCUUCCCGCCUGAGGAACUUUGGAGCACAGGGAAGAACAAGAGACUCCCUUCUUCCUCGUGUCUCCAGGACAACACACCUGCUUUUCCGGAUUCUCUCGACGCCGUCGACGCGCCUCGAGUCAUCCCUCCCUCUUCUGCUAAGUACGCGGGAGGCGCGCCAGGGGCGGGGGAGGGGAGGAGUCGCGACUGUCGAGAGGAAGAUCAGGGUGAGACUUGUUUCCUCUGGAAGCGGAAGUCGACGCUCAGAGAGAGUGAAAGCGCGUCUUCACUCCCCGCGACGCCGCAGGAGAGAGAAGGCGAAGACGCCUGCUUCUCGCCUCAUUCUCUCUCUUCUCGUCAGGAAUCUGCGGAGUUUUGUCCGCCUUCGUCACGGUCGCCGUCGGGGAGAGAAUCGGGAGAUAGCGAGACGAGAGAAGCUGCGCUGCAUGCAGAAAGACACACGCCUACGGGGAGAAAGGCAUCAGAGUUCUUCCUCGCGGCCGCGCUUCCACACGCGGCUCUGAAGAAGCAGGGGGAAACCGGAAGAGAGAAGGGAGACAGAGGACACGGAGGAGAAAGAGUCUCCGACGCGCAUGUCACUCCGCGCGAGAAGGGAGGCGACCGGGUUUCUGCGGAGAACUGCGAAUUCUAACGAAGAAACACCGAGGCAGGGAAAGUCGAAAGUGCAGUCCAGAAGUCGCUAGAGAGACACUACGAAAGUCUGCAGAGCAGGACAGGCGCCCACAGAGACAGACGGAAGAGAGAGAGAUGAAGAAGUCAGACAAGAAAGAGAGAGACGAGGAGGAAGGAAGAGGACGAGAGGGAAGAAUAGAAUGGGAACGUUAGAGAGAGCGAGAAAGCAAAAGUAUCGAUGUGUGCGGUUUUGAACGGAGAGUUCAUCGGAGUCGGGGUGAACGCUUGAGGUGGCUGGGCGUUGAUUUUCUUAGGAACUCUUUUCGUUGAAAUCUUCGAACUCGACUACCUUCUUCACUGUCAAUCGCGAGACGCGU
Toxoplasma gondii ME49 is the source of this 8339-nucleotide messenger RNA. Its product is annotated as DnaJ domain-containing protein. Gene Ontology annotation, molecular function: protein binding. NCBI's taxonomy places the organism in Eukaryota, Apicomplexa, Conoidasida, Eucoccidiorida, Sarcocystidae. The record is from RefSeq and is a predicted model, not a curated record. The transcript has 7 exons. The coding region runs from base 1949 to 7981 and encodes 2010 amino acids.